Erigeron canadensis is the source of this 1736-nucleotide messenger RNA. RefSeq names its product elongation factor 1-alpha. The transcript is spliced from 3 exons. The record is from RefSeq and is a predicted model, not a curated record. Gene Ontology annotation, molecular function: GTP binding; GTPase activity; translation elongation factor activity. NCBI's taxonomy places the organism in Eukaryota, Viridiplantae, Streptophyta, Magnoliopsida, Asterales, Asteraceae. Bases 95 to 1444 code for a protein of 449 amino acids. Gene Ontology annotation, biological process: translational elongation; translation.
CACCAUUUGCAGUCAAUUUUCACAAUUUUCAUAUCGCUCUCUCUCUCUCUCUCUCAAAUUGCCAAAACCCAAUUACACAGAGUGAUUUCUCAUCAUGGGUAAAGAAAAGGUUCACAUCAGCAUUGUGGUCAUUGGCCAUGUUGACUCUGGCAAGUCAACCACAACUGGUCACUUGAUCUACAAGCUUGGAGGAAUUGACAAGCGUGUUAUUGAAAGGUUCGAGAAAGAAGCUGCUGAAAUGAACAAAAGGUCAUUCAAGUACGCAUGGGUUCUUGACAAACUUAAGGCUGAGCGUGAGCGUGGUAUCACAAUUGAUAUUGCUCUAUGGAAGUUUGAGACUACCAAGUACUACUGCACUGUCAUUGAUGCUCCCGGACAUCGUGAUUUUAUUAAGAAUAUGAUUACUGGCACAUCUCAAGCUGAUUGUGCUGUUUUGAUCAUUGACUCUACCACUGGUGGUUUUGAGGCUGGUAUUUCCAAAGAUGGUCAGACCCGUGAGCAUGCUCUUCUUGCUUUCACUCUUGGUGUUAAGCAAAUGAUCUGCUGUUGCAACAAGAUGGAUGCAACCACUCCGAAAUACUCCAAGGCUAGAUACGAUGAAAUUGUUAAGGAAGUUUCAUCUUACUUGAAGAAGGUUGGGUACAACCCAGAGAAAAUUGCCUUUGUUCCCAUCUCUGGUUUUGAAGGAGAUAACAUGAUUGAGAGGUCAACAAACCUUGAUUGGUACAAAGGACCCACUCUUCUUGAAGCUCUUGACAAUGUCAAUGAGCCCAAGAGACCAUCUGACAAGCCACUUCGUCUUCCACUUCAAGACGUGUACAAGAUUGGAGGUAUUGGAACUGUGCCUGUGGGACGUGUGGAAACCGGUGUUAUAAAACCUGGUAUGGUUGUAACCUUCGGACCAACUGGUCUGACCACUGAAGUCAAGUCAGUUGAGAUGCAUCACGAAGCCUUAUCUGAAGCUCUUCCUGGUGACAAUGUUGGGUUCAAUGUCAAGAAUGUGGCUGUCAAGGAUCUCAAGCGUGGCUAUGUGGCAUCCAACUCCAAAGAUGACCCUGCUAAGGGUGCUGCAAGUUUCACAUCUCAGGUUAUUAUCAUGAACCAUCCUGGUCAGAUUGGAAAUGGUUAUGCUCCAGUUCUGGACUGUCACACAUCUCACAUCGCUGUCAAGUUUAGUGAAAUUUUGACCAAGAUUGACCGUCGGUCAGGAAAGGAGCUAGAAAAGGAGCCUAAGUUUUUGAAGAACGGUGAUGCUGGAAUGGUUAAAAUGCUUCCAACUAAGCCGAUGGUUGUGGAGACUUUUGCUGAGUACCCUCCUCUUGGUCGAUUUGCUGUUAGGGACAUGAGGCAGACCGUUGCUGUUGGUGUCAUCAAGAGUGUGGACAAAAAGGACCCAACUGGAGCUAAGGUGACCAAGGCAGCAGUGAAGAAGGGGGCCAAGUGAAGGAUUUGCUAUUAUCUGUUUGUUUCUAUUAUCUUUAGUGACUAUGUUUAUUUUUCCUUAUGGUUUAGAAAUUUUGGUAUUUGGUUUUGGAACUUGCAUUGCUGUACUCUAGCCUCACUUGUGAGGAUGGGUGGAGGUAUCGAGCAACAUGUUGCUUGAUGACGGUGAUGGAAGUUUUCAAUAUCCAGAUUUUUGUGGUUAUGUUGCUACUUUGAGUUUGUGGUUUGUUGGCAAAACUCUUUGAAGUCUGGUAUUAUGAACUUCUAUGCCCUUUUGGGAAAUUUUCUUGUUA